AAACUCCUCUGUUGGGUUAAAUGUCUAUAAUAGUUCUGGCAGCACUGGUGUUAGCUAUCAAAUGAAAAUAUCCUGGAAACUGUUAUCUUUCUUCACGGAUUUUUCUUUGAUCAUAGUGCUUCGAUGAUAGAGAAAAUAUACAAUAUACGAAUAUUAUUUGCUAGCUGUGCGAAAGUGUACCGCAAGAGCGUGGCGACUAGUGAAACAAACAGCGCAGAGCACGAUGCACGAUGUUGGAAGGUCUAGUAGCGUGGGUUCUGAACAACUACCUCGGGAAGUAUGUGGAGAACCUCAACACGGAUCAGCUGAGCGUGGCGCUCCUGUCGGGGAAAGUGGAGCUAGAGAAUCUCCCCCUGAAGAAAGAUGCUCUCCGCCACCUGGGCCUCCCCGUCGAGAUCAAAGCAGGGUUCAUUGGCAAGGUUCAACUGCAAGUGCCAGUGCGGCAGAUCAGAUCAGCGCCCUGGCUGAUUGCUAUCGAGAAACUUUACCUGGUGGCCACACCUAUCAAUUUGGAUGAGUGGGACUGCAGUGUAGAAGCGUCAAUAGCGCACGAGCGCAAAACUGCGCUUCUAGACGCGCUGGAGGCGCAGUGGCGGGCGGAGCACGAGGCGGCCGACGCCGGCUACUACGCCACCUCCUACUCCUCAUGGCUCAGCUACGGCACGGGCCUGCUGGCCAACAUCGUCGAGAACCUUCAGUUAAAAUUAACCGACGUGCACAUUCGCUACGAAGACGCCAUAACGGGCGCGAUGCCGUUCGCGUGCGGGCUGACGGCGGAGUCGCUGUGCGCGGAGUCGUGCGACAGCGAGUGGCGGCGCGGCUUCACACUGCUCAGCGACCCCGACGGCUGCUCCUUCAAGCUGCUGGAGCUGCACAACCUCGCCGUCUACUGGGACGCCAUGCCCGUGCCCGCCGGCAUGUUCGCCACCUGUACCAUCUCCGAGCUAACUAGUCGCAUGUCGGAGACGUGGCGCGGCGGGCACAGCUUCGUGGUGACGCCGGCGUCGGCGCGGGCGCGCGUGCGGCGCGAGCGCACGGAGCAGCCGCUGCGCUCCCGCCAGCGCCCGCGCAUGCAGGCGCACCUCACGCUCGACACCGUCGCGCUCGCGCUCAGCUCCCGCCAGUACAACGAGGCGGUGUGCUGCGCGGCGGGGCUGGAGCGGCUGGCGCGGGUGCGCGAGUUCCGCGCGCGGCGCCCGGCGGCGCCCGUGCGGGGACACGCGCGGGACUGGUGGCUUUACGCGCUCUCCUGCCACAUACCCGACCAUCGAUGGACGGAGCCGAAGCCGACGUGGGAAUCAUGCCUGGUGCGGGCGCGGCAGACGCGCGAGUACGUGGCGGCGUGCCUGGUGACGCUCAGCAACCCCGCCGCCACGCUGCCCGCGGACCGCAAGGCCGCCAAGGACGAGUUCGAGUGGCGCAUGCCGCUGCAUCUGCUCAAAGCACUGCGGGAGGUGGCAAUGCGCAAAGUGCCAAAAUCGACUCCAGUGUCAACUCCGGACACACCGGCGAGUUCCGGACGCAGCAUGCUGGUGCACUGGUUCCCGCAGUGGCUGGGCUGGUACGGCGGCUCGCAGGACGCCGCCCCUGCGGCUCAAGCGGCUGCUCCGACUCCCGCGCCCGCCCCCGCCUCUCACGCGCCCGCAGACUUAGAGGAAGAGAUCUUAGAUGUGAUAGCAGAUUCGUUGGACAAUAACACGAUGCUGAAGAGGGACACGGUGUUCGGCAAGUUCGAGUUCAUCCUGAACAAGGGCUCGCUGAACCUGUGCAUGGAGGGCGAGGCGGAGGCUGGGGGCGGCGGCAUGGAGCUGCAGUUCUCGUGCGUGCGCGUGGGCAUCGAGUCGCGGCCGCGCGCGGCCUCGCACGCGCUGCACGUGUCGCUGGGCGCCGUGUGUCUGCGCGAGCGCAUCACGCCCAACACGCUCUUCCCCAUACUCAUCGCGCCGCAGGGCGUGAUCCGCGAGGGCCUGAGCGCGCUGAGCGCGUCGGGCGCGGCCAUGUCGUGGUGCCGCUCGCACGCGCAACCCGGGGCCGCCACUGCGCAGGCGCAGCAGGAACCGCUCUUCCAGCUCACCUAUGAGAAGAAACCCUUCGGCGUCAACUGUGACUACAAGUUGUGGGUGAAGUCAGCGUCGCUGGAGGUGGUGUACAACGCGGGUGCGGCGCGCUGGGCGGCGGCGUGGGCCCGCGCCCCCUGGACGCACGCGUACCAGCACGUGCGCGACUCCACGCGCGCGCGCCUGCUCACGCACUGGGACCACCUCGUGCGCCCGCACCAGGCGCCCGGUGAGCGACGCACGUGGCAGGUGGAGCUGGACAUCUCGGCUCCUCAGAUCCUGUUCGUGGAGCAGUUGUGCUCGCGCGACUCUGCAGUGCUCGUCGUUGACUUCGGACGACUUCGGCUGGCUAAUGCUAACUUAGCCGAUUGUGCGCCGCAUACUCCACCUGACGACGAAGAAAUGUUCAUGACACCGUGCUCUACGCCUCCGGGCAGCUUGCUAUCGCCGGGCUCGCCACCCGACCCGCCGCCACAGAUGCAGACUGCACAGCCGGCGCUAGACGCCGCCAACUUACACAAUAGACUUUAUGACAGAUACAAGAUCGAGCUGAGUGACCUGCAGAUCCUGGUGGGUCGAGCGCGAGACAACUGGAAGUACGCGCACACCAAGAGCACCUCCUCGCUGCACCUGCUCGACAGAUUCAGUAUACUGCUGCAGGCGGAGCGGCGCGUGGUGGCGACGAGCGACCCGCAGUACCCGUCGGCGACGCUGUGCGGCUCGCUGCCGGCGCUGGUGGUGCACCUCAGCGAGCAGAAGCUGUUCGCCGUGCGCGCCGUGCUGGCCGACCUCGCGCUCUCGCCCACCGCCACUGGCCGCGAGCCCCCCAGCCCGACGCAGGCGGCGGCGGACGACAUGGAGGAGAGCAGCGUCAGCUCGGAGACCGAGCGCUCAGAGUUCUCGCAGCACCACAACUCCACACUCUUCAUGCUGCAGUUUGCUAUCGAGCAGAUGUCGCUAGAGGUGCAGUCGAUGGGGCGCAGCAUCGCGGAGGUGCAGGUGUGCGGCGUGAAGGCGGCGUGCACGGCGCGGCCGCGCGACGUGUCGCUGUCGCUGUCGGUGCACUCGCUGCUGCUGGUGGACGCGCUGCAGACCUACGGGCCCGACUUCGAGCUGCUCGUCGCCAGUCACAAGCAUGUCGGCAUGGACACGAUGUCGGGCAGCAUCCGCGGGUCGGAGCCGACGUCGCCGACAUCGCCCACGUCCCCCACGUCGCCGAUCUGUCCGUCGUCGCCGGACGCGCGCUCCACGCACUCGCUGGCGCACCCGCACGCGCUGCAUCAGGCACUCAACUCUCUGCACUCCAACAGAACCGAGCCAGGUCUGUGUCCGGCGGAGUCGGAGGCGGGGCGCGCGUCGCCCGCGCUGAGCUGGGUGUCGGGCACGGGGCUGAACUGGAACGGCAGCGGCAUGUUCGGCGCGGGCUGGGGCGCGGGCUGGGCGGGCGGCUGGAGCGCCGUGAGCUGGGGGCCCGCCGCCACGCCCUGGGGCGCCGCGGGGCUCGUCGACGCGGAGGCGCUCAUCGCCGUCGACCUCUGCUUCAUCAAGGGCGACGGCGACAACGAGGACUUGAGGAUCGCCAAUAUAUUGUUUAAUAAUCUUGAUAUCAUUGCUAAUCAAGAGACCAUAGUGGAGUUAAUUGGUUUCACACACCGCGUAUUCGGUCCCAAGACAUCAGCAAAGAAGGCUUCCAGCGAUACAGGACAUUCGGAACCAGCCGCCGCAUCCACCUACUCGUUCUCAAUACCUGAAGAUGAACCUAAGCGGUCGGUGCGCACGGAGAUCACGUUCGACUUCCACCGGCUGGGCGUGCUGCUGCUGCGCGCCGCCGUGCUGGACGGCGCCGUGGUCGCGCGCAAGAUCGCCACCGCCACCGUCAGCGAGGCCAAGAUACAGGCCACCGUCGACGGCAGCCGCGUGGAGGUGUCGGGGUCGCUGGGCGGCGUGGGCGUGGUGUCGCUGUGCGAGGGCGGCGGGCUGCACACGCGCGUGCUGGCGGCGGGGCAGGCGCUGGCGCACGCCGACCCCGACGACGCCAAGGCGCUCAACUUCUCCAUCCACCGCACCGUCGACACGCCCGCCGAUGCCGACGCACCUGUGGUGCACGCGAUGGUGUCGGUGCGCGUGGCCAGCGUGUGGUACACGCACUCGGGCGCGUUGCUGCGGGAGCUGCGCUCGUGCCUCACGGAGUUCAAGCAGUACCUCGCCAACCUGGCCCGCUCCAUCCGCGCCGCCGCCGCUGACAUGGCCAUCGGCCUCGUGCAUCCCAGAGGGGAGUCGCUGUACGCGAACCCGAAGCUGUCGCAGUCGAUGGAGGGCGUGUCGCCGCGGCGCCGCACCGUCAGCAUGGGCGCCUCGCUCGACGACCCCGCCGCGCUCAAGUCCGACAACAUCGUGCUCAGCGUGAACAUCGAGCUGGAGUCGCCGGUGGUGGUGCUGCCGCGCGCGGCGCACAGCGCGCAGGUGCUGGUGGCGCACCUGGGCCGCAUGAGCCUGUGCAACCGCCCCGGCCCGCCCCGCCACACGCUCUACAAGGUGCGCGUGCGCGACAUCUCGCUCGCCUCCGUGGACGUGUCGGAGAAGCUGAAGCUGCACCAGCUGUCGGCGGAGAACAUGCAGGACAUCUACGACGUGUCGGCCGGCAAGCCCGUGCUACACAACACGGCGCUGCGCUUCACGCUCAACUACAGCGACGUCGACGACGACACCGACGCCGACUACCAGUGCGAAGUCCGCGGGCGCAUAGUGGGCGGGCUGCACGUGUCGGCGCGGCGCGAGCAGUACGAGCAGGUGCUGGAGACCUUCCGCUGGAUCACGUCCGACGUCCCCGCUGACGUCACCGACGCCGGCCCGCGCAACGCGCCCUCGCCGCAUGCACAGCGCAUGGCGGGGUCGGACGGGCUGCUGGAGGGCGCGGUGCCGACGCUGCAGCUGGACCCCGCCGUGCGCGCCGCCGUGCUGGCCGUGCCGCCGCCCGCGCCCGCCGCGCCCGCGCCGCCGCCCAUCGCGCCGCUCAUCGUCAACUUCGAGCUGCCAACAUUCAGCGUGGAGCUGCGCGCAGAUUUCGGCGAGGGUGAGAGAAGCCUCGUGGAACUUACCUUCAGGGAGUUCAAGUUGAACUACCAGAAGACGCAUCCUUAUGAGAAUAUGCUGCAGGUGUCGCUCCACUCGAUCACAAUGGAGGACUUGACGAAGGAUCCGGACUCAAAGCAUCGCAUGCUGAUGGUGUCGCACACGCCGCAGGUGCCGCCCAAGGCCGUGUUCGUGUCCAAGUCAUGCCCUGACUUUGUCACGGAGUACGCCGACGACAUGUCCAGUGUCAGCUCGCUGCAGUACAUGAAGUGCUGCUCUUAUUCGUUGCCCAGUCAGCUCAAUGUGGCGGCCAGAGAGAGUAAGGAGCGUCGCAACAAACGUGACAGUAAAAGCUGCGUGACGCCGCCGUGUUCGCCCGAGUGUGACGCGGGCGCGGACACGUCGGAGGACGCGAGCCCCGCCGGCCCCGACGACAACCUCGUGUGGCUGUCCGUGCACACGCGCGACCCGCACCAUCCGCACUUCAGCGACAAGUACGACAAUAUAUAUAAGCUCACGAAAGUGGAUUUCAAUUGCUUAAACCUGGUGGUGAGCAUCGAUAGCUGGGUGGCAGUGCUGGACUUCUUCGGCAUAGCGGGUGACGAGGUGCCGGAGAGCGGGCCGGGGCCGGAGCCGCAGCAGUCGGGCGCGGCGGCGGCGCCGGGCGUGACGCAGACGGAGGUGCGCGUGCGCGCGCUGGGCGUGGUGGUGGUGGCGGGGCGCGGCGAGGCGUGCCGCGCGCGCGUGGCGCGGGCGCGGGCGGUGGCGCGGGCGGACGCGCGCGCGGGCUGGCGGCGGCUGGAGGGCCGGCUGGGCAGCAUGGCGCUCACCGACCUCACGCCGCACGCCGCGCUGUGGCGCGACCGCUUCCGCACCUCCGGCGACCACGCGCUCACCUUCACCUACCAGAGGCUGAGCGCGGCCGACGCUGCGACUGCCGGCCACGACACCAGCCUGAGCAUAGAGAUGGGCCCUGUCACGUAUGUGCACACCAAGCGCUUUGUGCAGGAGCUGCAGGCCUUCGCCAGGGACUUCAGUCUGCUGCGCCGAGUUAUCAUGCAAGCCAGACUUAAGGUGGCGGUGGUGUCGGGCACGCUGGGCGGCGGCGGGCGGGCGGCGCGCAUGCGGCUGCGGCUGCGCUGCGUGGCGCCGGUGAUCGUGCUGCCGGUGUCGGGGCGCGCGCGCAACGCGCUGGCCGCGCACCUCGACCACCUCACGCUCGACAACUGCUUCAAGUAUGCUGGGGAUGAAGGCACCGUCAGCACGCUCGCUGAUCCUAACAAUGGCGGGCGCUGCCUACUGGACGUGCGGGCGGUGCGGCUGGCGGGCGUGGCGCUGUGGUGCGCGCGCGGCGGGCGCGGGCUGCGCGUGCGGCGCCUGGGCGCGCCGCUGCUGCGCGCGCCCGCUGACCUCACGCUGCACAUCGAGCACAACCUCUCCGACAACCACAACGUCCCGGACAUGACGAUCCAAGGGUCGCUGAGCACGCUGCAGUGCGCGCUGGACCCGGCGCAGUACCGCCUGCUGCGCGGCGUGCUGGCGCACAACCUCGCCGAGGGCACCGACGACCUGCUGCCGCGACAGCCCCUGCACCCGCCGCAGAUGCAUACACACCAACAUGUGUGGACCACAAGUUCCCUGAAAUUAGACCUGCAUGACGUGACAGUGAAGCUGGAACCGGAACACGGCGUGUCCUCGCUCGCCUGCAUCAACUUCAUCAAGUCCAGGCUCGUCGUGGAGACCUACUCCGACCUCAGCCAGGAUAUAGACCUGGUGUCACAGGAAAUUCUAGUAAGUGAUACCCGGUACACGAAGGAGCCAGCCAACAGACGAGGCAACGUGUUCAGUCAUAUUGUUCAGCCGAUGCCUGAGCAGCGACACAGCGUGCAGGCUGAAGUACAUGCCAGAAAACGUCGUGACUCAUCAGCGUACACGAUCCUAGUGAACAACAUGCGCCUGAUGGCGGUGCUGGACUGGUGGGAGUGCGCCAACCAGUUCAUCAUGCAGCCGCCGCCGCCGCCUGCCGACCCCGACCAGAUGCACCUUGAGGAGGCGCUGUCGGCAGCCCGCAGCAGCGCCAGCCCGGCGCCGGCGCAGGAGGAACCACAGAUGGAACUCAAGCUGAACGUCACCGACUCGCAGCUCGUGCUCGUCGAGGACCCCUCCGUGUGGGACACCAACGCCGUCAUCCUCAGGAGUACAACAGUAAUAACUUACCGCUGCGCAGACGCACAGAAGCCGGUAUCGUGCGAGCUAAACGAACUGGAAGUGUUCUCUUGCGUUCUCGGGCUUGAAGAGGAGACCGCGCUGUCUAUUGUCGAGCCGGCAGCUUUACAUGUUGCUAUUGACGCUGAUAGGGUGCUUCAUGUUGCGAUGAGUACUCUAAACUUGCGGUUAUCAUAUCACGACAUGCGAAUGUUCGCCGCAAUGUUGCAGUCCUUACCGGUGCAAGCGAGAGCUGCUCUGUCAGGCAAGUCGGUGGUGUCGGAGGCGGAGGCGGACGCGCCGGCCAACAGCGUGCACAUGCGCGCGGCGCCCGCCUGGCCCGCGCGCCCGCGCUGGCGCAGCCACGCGCAGCCGCCGCCGCCGCGCACGCAGCACAACGCUGCCAUCUUCCCGCUCAAGGCCGUGCAGGUGGCGGCAGACUGUAUCACUUUGUGUGUCAUUGACGACUGUUUGGACUCAGAUGUACCGCUACUGGAAGUAUCCCUCAGCGAGCUACACGUUGACCAGGAUCUACGUAAAGUGGAGGAAUCAUUCGAAGACCCCAUGUUGGUGUCGACGCCGGCGGGUCCUGGUGGGUCCAUCCUGCAGCGCUCGUCGGGCGCGGGCGGAGGCCGGCUGGCGGCACUGCUCACCAUCGACUACUACAACCGCACCCUAUCUGGUUGGGAACCCGUUGUGGAACCCUGGAGAUUCGAAACGUCAUGGGAGAACACCCUGACGAGCGAGCUGUCGCUGGGGCGCGUGCAGAUGGAGGUGUCGUCCACCGAGGUGCUCAACACCAACGUCACGUCCUCGCUCAUCGAGCUGUGGCAGCUCGUGCGCGCCAAUUGGACCGCUGACUACUACGCGCCGCAGUCCUCCGGCACACAGGAGCAGUCGCCGAAGGGCAGCCCGGCGGGGCACCGGCGCCGCUCGCCCUUCGUGCCGUACGCGCUGCGCAACCACACCGGACACCGCCUGUGGUUCACCACGCUCGUCACCACCUCUGACGUAUUGCGGGAACAAGCGACAUGGUCAGGGCCCGACGACUCGUGGAUGAUGGUCCGCGCGGGUGAGACGGAGCCCUUCUCGUUCGGACAGCGUCGCGGGCGGCGCCGCGGCCGGGCUCCUGCCGCGCUGGCCGGGCACAACGCCUCGCUCAACCAGCUCGCGCUGCGCCUCGACGGCUGGUCCCCGCCCGACCCCGUCUGUGUCGACAGGGUCGGAGUCUUCUUCAGGAAUCUUACGCAUGCUAAAUCCGGUGCAGAAGCCCGCAUCGUGUUCGAAGUAUCGCUAGAGGGUUCAGCGCGCAAAUUGGUGACGGUUCGGUCGGCGCUACAGCUCGUCAAUAAGUUGCCGCACCCGGUCGAAGUGAGAGUAGACCACGCGCCAUCAGCAGCGCAGUGGAGUAGCGGCGGCGUGCGGUGCGCGCAGGUGGCGGCGGGCGCCACGUGGGCGGCGCCGCUGUCGGCACACCCCGCGGCGCUGUGGACGCGGCCGCUGCUGCGCGCCGGCCUGCCCGCCGCGCCCGCGCCCGCGCCCGCGCCCAUCGACUGGCGCGCCGCGCCCGCACCCGCCGCGCUGCUGCACUACGAGUGCCGCGCGCCGCCCGAUCACGUCUACAGGUUCGGCUGCGUUAUAGUUCGUGAAAGGUUCCCCCCAGAUAGGGGCCCGCCUAUAGCCGGACACACGCUCACUUUGGUGCCGGCUCUAAGGCUUGAGAACUUACUGCCGUUAGAGCUGCAGUACCGCGCCAAUCCCGCCUCGACAGGCUCCGGCGCUACUACUGCUUCUGGCAAUAUUCCGCCCGGAGAAACCAUGCCUUUCCAUGAGGUAAAUGUGGAGGAAGGCGUAGAAGUGAGCGUAAAGCUCGAAGGCUUCGGCUGGUCCACGGCACUGAGCGUGUGCGGCUCCGGCAGUGGCAGCAGCAGCAGCGCCGCGGUGGGCGGUAGCGGGAACGGCUCCUUCAGCGCCCGGCUCAAGCUCAGGGACACCAGGGGCAGGAGGCUCUAUCUCAAUGCCAGGGUCACUAUUAAGAAGACUGAUGGAAUUAAAGUGUCGAUCUCAGCGGCGUACUGGCUGGUGAACCGCACGGGGCUGCCGUUGGUGUUCCGCGCGGAGGGCGCGGCCACGGAGGCGGCGGGGCAGUUCGACGAGCACGAGCUGGCGCGCAUGGUGCAGCCGCUGCUGUUCUCCUUCGCCGAGGCCGACGGCGGCCCCACCGUCUCCGCGCGCCUCGGCCGCGGCCUGCCCGGCACGCCGGAGUGGUGCUCCCCGUUCGGGCUGGGCGUGGGCGUGGGCGUGAAGAAGCUGGAGUGCCGCGGCUCGACGGAGGGCGCGGGGUCGGCGGAGCGCGUGUUCGCGGUGGGGGUGCGCGUGCGCGCAGGGCGGGGCCGCUACCGGCACACCAACAUCGCCACCUUCACGCCGCGCUACCAGCUGCACAACAACACCUCGCACCAUCUGCAGUUCGCGCAGAAGUGCUGCGCCACCACGCUCAACGACCCUGGCGCGAUGGCGACGCACGUGUCGGCGGUGUCGGGCUGCUACCUGCCGUGGCACUGGGCGCGCUGGGAGCGCGAGCAGCUGCUGUGCGUGCGGCUGCUGGCGCCGGGGCCCGCCAACAGCGCCGCGCCGCCGCCGCUCACGCAGUGGUCCGGCGGCUUCCGCAUAGACUGCACCAGGACCCUGCACAUCGCUUGCAGAGAACCGGGCGGCGGCUACCAGUUCGUGCGCGCGGAGGUGGUGUCGCAGGGCGCCACGAUGUUCGUGCUGCUGACGGACGCCGACUGCGCGCCGCCGCCGCUGCGCAUCGACAACUACUCGCCCGUCUCCAUCAUGUUCCACCAGGUGGGGUGCGGCGAGGAGUGCGUGGUGGGGGCCCACGCUCGGGCACGCUGGGCGCUGGCGGAGCCCGAGGGCGCGCGGGCGCUGGCUCUGCGGGCGCCCGGCGGCCCGCGCACCGCGCUGCCGCUCGACGACCUGCCCGCGCACCACCAGCUGCUCUACCAGAACUUCAUCUACGUCGCCUUCGACGCCACGCAGCAAUUCGGUGAUAGUACUGUGAAUACGAGCGGAAAGCCAUCGGCGACCACACCCGAUGACAAUGUACUGGUGCUGGAAGUGCCGCUGGGCAGCACGCGGGUCGUGCUGGCUAGAAAACGCUACGGAGAUAGGUCACAGCUCUGGCGGCGCGGUCCGAACGACCAGCUCAUCCACGAAGGUAGUUCUCCACCACAACCUACAGAUGCGUUAUUAUCUGACGAUGCGCCGUUAUCGCCUCAUGCUAUGGUGCUGGACAUCGAGGACGCGGCGCCGCGGCCGGGUCGCGCGUCGGCGCUGGUGCUGCGGCGCGCGGACGGGCGGCGUGCAUCCACACAAGCCUGGCGGCUGGUACCCCCCGGCCGCAUGGCCUGUGCUCACGCCAACCUCUGCGUGCAGCCCGAUGGACUCAGCCGCAUGGCGCUCACACCCGGUACCCGCGUAGUGCUAGGAUUGCCAGCGUCGGGACGCACCGGAUGGUCGCCGACGUCACCAGUACCGGCGGAGCAGGCGGUGUCGUGGCACACGCUGCGGCCCGGCUCCGGCCGGCUGGACGUCACGCUGUGCGCCGACGGACCCACGCGCGUCGUCAACAUACACGACCAUAAGGAGCCCGAGUCUGGUUGGCUGGAGGGCGGCGAGGCGGAGGCGGAGGAGACGCCGGCGCCGGGCGCGCGGCGCGAGUGGGGCGUGCGCGUGGCGCUGGCGGGGCUGUCGGUGUCGCUGGUGUCGCGCGCGCCGGCGGCGGAGCUGGUGCACGCGCUGUUCGACGCCGUGCUGCUGGAGCUGGCGCUGGCGCCGCGCUCCACCGCGCUCGCGCUCGCCGUGCAGCACAUGCAGUGGGACAACCAGUUGCUGGGCACCCCGAGCCCCGUCCUACUGUACUGCCUGCCGGACCGCAGCGGCAACAGCAGUGGGGCUCCGCUGCCGGCCCUGCACGCCGCCAUAGAGCUGCAGAAGGCGCCCGCCAAGAGAUACAACGCGUACUUCUUCCGGCAUCUCGUGGUGGCCCUGCGCCCCUUGGCUAUCAGACUAGAGGAAAGACUGAUCCUGCAGUUGUGGGCGUGGGCGUGGCGCGGCGCGGAGGAGGCGCGGGAGGCGCCGGACGAGGCGGACUACGAGACGCAGCGCAUGCUCAGCGAGCUCACCGCGCUGCACAGCACCAGAUACUACUUCGCGCUCAUCAAGAUCAUACCCAGCCAGAUCCGGUUGUCGAUGUGCACGGCGAACAAGCUGGAAGGAUCCCUGAGCGCGCUGAAGCGUCGCCUGGGACUCACCUUCAUCAAGUUCGAGGACGCCGCCGUCGAGCUCGAGCCCUUCGUCAGGGCACACGUCUUCGACACCGCCUCAUAUCUCGGCCGGCAGAUGUUAGCGCACUUUAAAGAUGAGUUAAAAUGGCAAGCAGCGAAAAUCCUCGGGUCAGUGGACUUCUUGGGUAACCCGCUGGGUUUCGUAGCUGAUGUGUCAGAGGGAGUUACGGGUCUACUGUUAGAGGGCAACGUGGGCGCAUUACUCAAAAACGUCACGCAUGGCAUCUCCAAUUCCGCCGCUAAGGUCACAGAGUCCCUGGGCGACGGGCUGGAGCGCGUGGUGGGCGACGAGGCGCACGAGGAGACGCGGCGCCGCAUCCGCUCCGCCGCGCCCGGCGCGCACCUCGCCGCCGGCUUCCGCGGCCUCGGCCUCGGCAUACUCGGCGGUAUGACGUCGCUGGUGAAGCACAGCUACGAGGGCGCGACGCAGGAGGGGCUGGGCGGGUUCCUGGCGGGCGUGGGCAAGGGGCUGGUGGGCACCGUCACCAAGCCCGUCAUCGGCGUGCUCGACCUCGCCGCCGAGACCGCCUCCGCGCUCAGGGAUACCAGCCGCAGGUCGGACAAGUGGGUGCCGGCGCGGGUGCGCGGGCCGCGCUGCGUGGCGGGCUGCGGCGGGCUGCUGCCGCGCUACUGCGGCGCGCAGGCGGCGGGCGCGGCGCUGCUGUACGCGCUCAACCACACCGACUACUCCGAGCGCUUCCUGGCCUACCGCGCCGUGCGCGACCUGCCCAACGACAUCCGCGCGCUGCUCUCCGACACCUACCUGCGCAUCAUCACCUGCAAGCACCAGGCGCCGCAGGUGGUGAUGGAGACGCACCUCAGCAACCUGGUGUCGUGCACGGUGGUGACGGUGGAGGGCGCGCACUUCGUAGAGCUGGGCGUGCGCGGCGGCGGCGCCGACGCGGUGCGGCGCCCGCGCGUGCAGUGCGACAGCGCCGAGCUGGCCGCCUGGGUGGCGCAGCACGCCGCGCUGGCGCGCCAGCUCUACCACGAGCACGUGCACACGCUGCUGCCCAUCGCCGACCUCUAGCCUGUAUGUCUUCGAAUACCUACUGAUUAACCCUUAUCAUUCUAACAAUAUUGACAUGAGUUAUUUUCUAUUUGGAGCAAGUUAACAUGCCCAAGUGACAAGGGCACGCGGGUGAGUAUUUAGCUUGGUACAUGAGCGAGUUUAAAAUGCAUGUAACCUGCGCAUGUGUCUCAACAUGCGCAAGCUACUUGCACCGUGUAGAUUCACCCUAACAGCUAGCAAACUUAAGAUGAGCUCUUUUAUGUAGCAGCCCCAAUUAAAAUAUUCGUAAACGAAUUUAACGAUAACGAUACGACUGCCUAAUCGGCAUUGCAAUACCGAUUAAAUGCUUAUAAUCAAUGUUAAAUCCUAAAGAGAUUUUCGACACAAAGUUUCGAUUAUGUAUAAUAGAGAUUUAUGUUGUUAUCAGGCAUAGGUAAACUUUUAACUAUGAGUAUAUAAUACACGCGCACAAAUAUACUUAUGUGUGUGUGGUUCUUCCCUUCUGUAUAAAAUUAUUCCCAAAUACAUAUUUGAAAAUUCGUUUGGGCUGACGACCUUCCAAACUUUAUUAGACUGAACGUUUCAUAUGUUAAUAUAUUGUUAUUACCUACUAGAUCGAUAAGUAUUCGUAAGUAUUAUUGCAAAAGACACUGCGAGCUAACUUAUGUUAUAUAAUACUCUUUUAUUAACUGCGAAUCUAGUAAUGAUAUUACAAGCUAUACACUUGCUAAUGUUGAUAUUAUCUGGGGCUCGAUUCUGCUAAUUUCACUUAAAUCAAUUACGAUUGAAGCGAAUGUUACAUUCCGAAAUUUUUUGUUUUAAAUAAACAUUUUUAACCUUUUAUAUAAUGAAUCAUUGUCUUCAAAUUAUUUAAGAUUGCGAUAUGAGUGUAGAGCAGAAUACCCUGUAGACCAAAUGGCAGAACAAUAUCAAUCCAAUUAAAUGUCAUUGGAAUACGAUCGGUCUUAUAUUAGUAGCAGAAUACCCGAUACGGUUAAAGCUGCUAUUGAGAUUACAUUGUUAUCCAAUUGUCACACUAUUACAUUAGCAGAAUCAGGCCCCUGGACUAUACAGGUAUUCCUCACAAUGUUGUGUGUUCUAUCCUAUUUCUAAUAUAACUUGACCCAAUCAGUAUACACAGGCAGUAUAAUAGUGUUUAUAUCCAGUUUCUACAUGUAACUGCUUAGUUAUAAGGUACUGACUUAUUACAGUUUUGUCUUGGUUGGUGAUAAACAUAGACUUUCACAAAUAUAUCAUAGUUCGUAGGUUAAGUGUUGUAAACCCUUUGACUCUUAAAAUUUGAAAUAUCCAGACAAUGUGUAAGAAGUCGAACUAUUUGAACGUUCGGUACGUUAACAGUUAACACUGCCUACAACUAUACUCCAUUCAAAAUAACAUUAGACAUUUAAGUAAACCUUUUUUACUGUUUGUUUACCGAAGUCAAAAUCGGUUGAACAAACAGUAAAAAAGGUUUACUUAAAUUUCUAAUGUUAUUUUGAAUGAAGUAUAGUUAAUCUUAAGUUGUAAUUUAACAACGCAGUAACUUUGUUAUAGUUUUUACUAGUGAAAGUAGUAACUAAGUACAGUGGACGUUUUCCAGCAGAUGCCUGCUUACACAGCAAUAAUAAAACACCAUUACUAAGUAAUCCCAUAUUGUAGAAGUAUUUGUGUCACAGUAAUGUGUUGAUUGUGCUCUUAUGUAUGUACGUAGUAACGACCAAGUCGUGGCAACUAACUAGUUAUGUGAUACGUGUCGAGUGUACCACUACGUCACUUUGUUUUAGUGCUAAUUACGGAUCAAGUGUUUCGCACGUUCUACCGGGGAACCAGUGGCUGUAAACGGCACUAUCAAUGUUAUAUCAGAUAAGUAACAGACAUAAUGAGCUAUAUGUGGUACUUUAGAGAGGUAGAACGCGUUAAACACAUUCAUCCAUAAAUUAUUUUAUGUAGCUCCAGAGUAAUAUAUUUUGUGUACGUGUGGGAGUUAUGCUGAGUCUUGAUUGAACAAAAUUAUCUUAGGCUGUGAUAUAAACCUAUGACAAAUCGACAUGUAAUACGACAAACUUCGUGAGCUGGCAGCACUAGUGUUAUACAUUCCAUUGCAGGUCCCAAGACGUAAUGAUUCCUUGACUUCGCAGUGAUACACACGUUUAAUAAUAAGUAUAAUGUCCACAAAUGUUACAAUACGGGUAAGUCCGCUUGUCCCUUGUCAAGUGUUGCCAGUUUCAUUCGUAUGAUCGCUAUUCUAUAAAAUUUCGGUAGCGACGGAAAAUUGUACGAUGAUCAUCUAUUAUUAUCUAUUUAGCUGUGUUAUUCCAAAAUUUUCAUUAUUAUGACGUUAUCUUACAUUAUGGUAACUGAGGAUUAAUUAUGUAGGAAAAUGAUUAUUCCAUAUCUAAGAGACUUAAGGGAAAAGGUUGCCAGUAAUAUUAUUAUUUUUUUUUAAUAUGAUUAAUUGGUUAUGACAAGAUACGAAUGUGUUGAGUAACAUGCCUUGGGUAGUGCUUAUGUUUAAUUGAUUCGAUUUGUCUGUCUUUUCAUUGUGUGCAAGGUUUGAGUUUGUUAUGAUUGCUCGUUAUUUUAUAAGCGAAGUCUAUCUUCUGACGUUACAUACUAGCAAACUUCAAGGAGCCCAUUUACUUUUUUAGCAAAUUGAAAGGUUGUGAUAAGUACUUAUUGUAACUAAACAUUAAUCUGAUUUCUGUAAGAGUAAUUGCAACAUACAUGGGCUUAAACACCUUAACAAUGAAUGGUUUGGAUGCUUCAUUUAAAUAAUUAUAUAUUUUAUGUAUCAUGGUACGAGGAUGGAGACAGAAAAUUAUACCCGUUUAUAAUUAGUAGCAAAAUAAAAUACAAUGUAACGUCAGAGUUAUUUUGUAGUGAUUAGUUUAGUUAACCAACAUUACCAAAGUGCGACUUACUGUAAGUGGAGAAGGUUUAUGUUUGUAUUUAUUUAUUUAUUCUGAGAAUGUCAGAGAGAGAAUAAUUAUUUAUUUAAUACUGUUGUGGUAUCAUUUCAUUGAAAUAAAACUUUUCAACAAUAA
Messenger RNA from Helicoverpa armigera (cotton bollworm), 15742 nucleotides. It is a transcript of the gene Vps13D, whose product is annotated as intermembrane lipid transfer protein Vps13D. Gene Ontology annotation, biological process: protein retention in Golgi apparatus; mitochondrion organization; protein targeting to vacuole. Lineage: Eukaryota; Metazoa; Arthropoda; Insecta; Lepidoptera; Noctuidae. The transcript is spliced from 69 exons. Bases 231 to 12716 code for a protein of 4161 amino acids. Gene Ontology annotation, cellular component: extrinsic component of membrane. The record is from RefSeq and is a predicted model, not a curated record.